Molecule: messenger RNA, 3595 nt
Organism: Paecilomyces variotii
Lineage: Eukaryota; Fungi; Ascomycota; Eurotiomycetes; Eurotiales; Thermoascaceae
Product: putative autophagy protein Atg13
Exons: 3
Coding region: 323-3250 (975 amino acids)
Biological process (GO): autophagosome assembly; mitophagy; protein localization to phagophore assembly site
Cellular component (GO): extrinsic component of membrane; cytosol; Atg1/ULK1 kinase complex
Source: RefSeq, a predicted model, not a curated record
UGUGAUAUGCUUGUCUUGGAAACUUAAGAGCCGCCAAUACACUAUCGGAACUUUUUCUUCCUUUCAUCUCAUCUUUCUGUCCGGUCUUCUGCUGCUGCUGCUACUCCACGGUCGUUCUCAUCUGCCUCACUGUUAGCAUGGCCCUCCGCCGACAGUCCAGUGUUUCCCUCCCUCCCGCCUGAGAUUCCAAGAUACCUUAUUCAGCAGCCUGACGACCAUUUUGUUCGCUUUGUUCGGAUAAUACAGCCAAAGUCACUCUACGAAGAGUCCUCGAGAACGGCACGUGAGCCUCGUCGGGGUCCGGAACUCCUCCCAGUUCACAAUGCAUCAGCAUCCCAGAACGCCGCCGGUGACGGCGUCACCAGCGAAUUCGGCGCGGCCCAACACAGUACGAAGCAACCUCUCGAGAGAGUCGGAAGCGGGAUCGUCGAGUCCACAGAGUGGCGAGGUUGGAACGAAUAACCCGAGAGGGCUCGGUAUAGAGACAGAGACUGAGUCGUCCGAGCAGGCCCAGAGGAACCCAGCGCCUGCGAAAGAGGCCAUAGCGAAGCUGAAUCAGAUUAUCUCGAACUACCAUACAAAAGCGGCCCUCAUCAUUCUUCAUGCGCGAGUCGAUCUUCCUCGGGUCUACAACAAGGGUUCCGAUACCCCGAGGGUCAACCGCUGGUUUAAUGUCGAACUGGAUGAAACGGAUGUACUACGAGAACAUCUGCGAACAUGGAGAUCCUGCGAUGCCCGCGACAAUCGACCACCCCCUAUGAUUAUCGAGACAUACCUGGAUGGCGGUGAACUCACCAACAACCAAAGUCUCGUUAUUAUCGAUGAGAAUGGGAAACGCUGGGAUGUUCUUGAGGCACUAGCUGCCUCUCGAGGAGCGCCUUCCGCAAGAUUGGCUAAGUCCAGCCAGAAUGAAGUGAUCCUAGAGCGGUGGAGAGUUGAACUUGGAGCAGCGUCGGGAAAACCGCCAGCUGACCUGGGAUCGGUGCUUCCGACAGUAUAUAAAAAGAGUAUCGUCCUAUUUCGGUCAUUGUUCACAUACUCCAAAUUUCUCCCAGCUUGGAAGUUUGCAAAACGUAAUGGCAAGAUGCGAGCGAGUCCAGCCCUGAGAAUGAAGUACCGGAUUCUGCAAGGUACUCCCAGUCAGGAUGCUUCCAAGCUGGACAAUCUAACCACUCCACUCUAUGAGGGUGGGGGGAAGGUCGUGGAGACGUAUUCGUUCGGAUCUACAGACUCGCCCGCGGGUCCGUUCACUGUCCAAGUGACCUAUCGUGCAAGCUGUGAUUUUAGAGUGGACGAUUCCGAAGCGCUUUUGAGCUCACGAUUCAUGGGAGCCGACGAUGAAUUCUUCCGCCCUUCCCUUCCAUCAGACGGGCUCCAUAGGCCAGCUACUCAGAAUGAGGUUGGAUCGCUACCUUCGGGAAGAAAGAUGACAGAACAGCCAGACCCUACACGAGCAUACGGGAGUCUCUCGACUUUCCACCAAGUCGGCCCUCCCAGUGCUAGUCCGAUCUCAACUCUGAGGGCUGCAAGAGAGCUGGGCACCACAUCACCGUCGCCAUCAUCACCUACUAACCGGCUCCUACCAGCGGCCAAAAUUGGACCAGCAGGACGUGCUGCGGUACUUGCAGGAGAAGGAGGGUCUGGAGUCGUUAGACGUCCCUCUAUAUCUUUCCAGCCGUUUAAGGCCCCGCCUCUAUCGGCCUCCCCCUCGUUGGUAGACCCUCCUAUUUCUUCUGCAACUGCCCGUACACCGCCGACGGGGAGCUCCGACUCCAAGAAUAUGCCCCCUCCGACAACGACAGGGCCCUUCACGCGUAAGCCAAUUGCUAUUUCUCCAGAAAAUGCCAUCGCUUCCUCUAAUUCGGCCUCGCCCAAACCGGCUCCGAUAUCGAGGUACAGUAGCUCCUUCAGCCACCGUCGUGGUCGUCUCUCUUCGGGAGGUGGGACAACUCGAACAGAAGAUGACACUUCGAGCGGUAAAGCAAGUGCGACGUCCUCCGCCGCCCAACCGGGCUCUGGCUUACUAGCAGACCCUACCGGAACGAGCGCUGAUUCCAUUCAUGCGGACGACGAAAAGAUCUCUGAAUUCUUGAAAUUGCUCGAUAUGAGGAAGGAUCUGCUAACACCUGCAAAUACGGCGGCGGUAGAUGCUACGACACGCAAGACGUCCGCCGCUCUGACACGCUUUCAGCGUAUGAGAGAUUCCAAUACCGCGCUCUCUGAGUCCAUGUCAUCCUCACUUCUUAUGCAGCGAUCGUCGGCGUCGUCUAGCAGACAGCUCUCCAGUGUACCGCCUAUGGUGGCCGGCACUUCCAUAUCGACAGCUUCCUCCCCUGGGAAACCUAUUUCCCCUCAUACUCCCCAUACUCCUGCCAUUCCGUCAAGGCUAAGCUCUAAUAGCAUUGUCGAGUAUGGCGAUCAAGAUGUGGACCGACGUCCCCAGGUUUCGCGCAGGGGGCACAAUUCCCCACCGGAUGAAAACACAAGCGAUGAACGAAAACCAUCAGGUGCUGCGGCCAUCGACAUACCCACAUCUCCACGCCCUCAACCAUAUCGACGGCCUAGUUCUGCCGCCCAGGAUGGGCCCGGCACUGUCGUUGACGAUGAUGACAUCUUCCCGUUCGGGAUGCGCAGUGUAAGUUUGGGCAAUGGCGAUGGAUCUCACUUGAGCCUCAGUGCUCGCCUUCGACAGCAGGAGUUUGAGAACGCACCGCAAAGUGUUGAUCAGUCACGGGCAGAUGAGCAAUCGUCACCUGCAAAUGAUGAUACGGCUGCCCCUAGCAGUGCUACUGCCUCCGAUUCCCAACGCGGAUCUCUCUCGCAGCGAGGUGGAUUCACUAGUAAUCCAUACCAAUCUCGCCUUCCUCGAGGGCAAGGUUCUUCUGGCGGUCCUCAAUCUCACAGUUCGACGUCUAGCAGUCUGGCGCGUGCAAGUGCCAUUCCACCCCACCUGUCUGAACGUGGUCGCGGUGAUAGUGGCAGCGGCAGCAGCAGUAGUCACUCGACUACAGAUAUUCGACGAGGCACAGGGCAAAGAUCGAAUUCCGGACGCUCAUUCACACAUUCAGCGCCCUUAGAGGAAGAUGAACCGCUGCUUUUCGCCAUGAGCGACUUCCAAUCCUCCAGACGAAGUUUGGAAGAAGGCAGGACCGGAAGCAGUGCUGGAGACUCGGCUGGAAAUUCGACUGGAUCCAGACCCAACAGCGGACGAAGGGGCACCGGUUUUCCCGGCUUCCAUGCGUGGCAGUAGACCAUACUUUCCAGCAGCUCGACCUCGAAAGACGGCAUAUCACUUAGGCGAUUCCGCCGUCGGGAAAUGGUCGUCCAAUCGAAACUCAUGUCUUCUCAAUUAGGCUCCGCCCAAGCACCUUGACUCUGACGGCAGCUUCAUACUCUGUCCCUCAAUACUUCCUGCACCGUGGUGUCAUCCGGUGUCUUGAUAUAUGACCUGUCUCGAUACUAAAGUCUUACAUCCGAGCUCUGACAGCAGUAUAUCAUAAUUUUCGAAUGCCGCCACGCUGGCGCAAUAUAAUCUGCGCUCACACUUCACAUACUUCUUGCUGUCUAUUUCUUUAUCUCUUUUCUUCGCUCCUAU